CACAUACGGGAGCGUAAUUACACAAAAUGGCCGCAUUCUCGAUUCCUCAAGCUUCUCUACAGCCGAAUUACUCCCCGGAUUGGUUGUCAUCAGAACAUUUAACAGGAACGUCGAUCAUGGCUGUAGAGUUCGAUGGAGGAGUAGUUAUAGGAGCAGACUCAAGAACUACGACAGGAGCGUACAUUGCGAAUCGUGUGACGGACAAACUGACGAAAAUUACCGAUAACAUCUACUGUUGUCGUUCUGGAUCAGCGGCCGACACACAAGCAAUAGCAAAUAUUGUGAAAUAUUACCUCGACAUCCAACAGAUUGAGCUGAACGAACAAGCCGGGGUGAAAAUGGCCGCGUCUGUGUUUCGUGAAUUUUGUUAUGAUUACAGGGAUACGUUGGUUGCUGGUAUUAUUGUGGCUGGAUGGGAUAAACAUGAAGGCGGGCAGGUGUAUUCCAUUCCAUUGAGUGGUAUGUGCGUGCGGCAACCGUUCGCAAUUGGUGGAUCAGGCAGCACCUACAUAUACGGCUACUGUGACUCUCAAUUCAAAUAUGGAAUGACCAAAGAAGAAUGCAUGUCAUUCGUCAAGCAUUCUCUUGCACUGGCAAUGUCACGUGAUGGGUCGUCAGGUGGACUGAUCCGAUUGGCUUCCAUUGAAGAGUCUGGUGUCGAACGCGUCGUCAUUGCAGGAGAUGAAAUACCGCGUUUCUUUGAAGACUAAAACAAUUAGCUUGUGGCAGAGUUACGUGUCAUGAAUCCUUUUAGUCAUUGUUGCAUAUAAGAAAGUGAUGAAAAACACGAGUACACAAUGGUAGGCGAUAGCACGAGCUUGUCAGUGUCGAA
This is a messenger RNA of Corticium candelabrum, 832 nucleotides long. Its product is annotated as proteasome subunit beta type-6-like. NCBI's taxonomy places the organism in Eukaryota, Metazoa, Porifera, Homoscleromorpha, Homosclerophorida, Plakinidae. Bases 27 to 710 code for a protein of 227 amino acids. Gene Ontology annotation, cellular component: proteasome core complex. The record is from RefSeq and is a predicted model, not a curated record. The transcript has 6 exons. Gene Ontology annotation, molecular function: threonine-type endopeptidase activity.